UAAAAAUAAGUUUAAUUACAUUCCCUAAUCCUUGAUCUUGAUUCACCAGUACCUUGGCUAUUAGCUGAAUAGGUAAGGUAACCUUUCCUGCCUACUUACAAUCCUCCUUAAUUUGACAGGACUUCACAUAUUCUCCAUCGUUUGGAAUAAAACCCUUUUUUAUAAGGCUAUAAAAGGAGAAAAUUUUUUCAUUUACGAAUUUCUUUUCGUUGAUCAUUUCCUUUGAUCUAGUUUCAUACUUCAACAAGGAAUCCCUGUUAGUGCACUAUUUGUGUAAGUAAAAAAGCCUUAAGCUGUUCAAUUUUUGAACUUUUCUACUUAAUACAACAAAAUGAGUAAAAUUGCUGGAAAGCGUCUCGUAUAUUUUCCUAAUAUACCGUUUAUAUUAUAUCGAGGACUAAAUUUACCACCCAACUUUGCUGCCUUUCGUGUUCCUCUGAAUGUGAAUAAAUUUGACGUUCGAGAUUAUUUAUUGCAUGUUUAUAACCUCAAAACUCUUUCUGUGAAAACCAACAUUUACCAAGGAUCUCUUUACCGAAAUGAAUACGGUCAAGUGAGAAGACAAGCAGCUACAAAACGCGCGAUCGUCGAGAUGGAAGAACCGUUCAUUUACCCAGAAGUUCCAAAGGAUUUACGACAGUGGCGGGCUGGCGAUUCUUUGCCAGACGGCACAAGUGCUAAAACUUUGACUAGAUAUCCCUUGUAUUUGGAAAAACCUAAUAUGAAAGUUGUCAAUGAAGAGCUAGAUAAGCUACAGGAAGCAAGUGUCUCCAAGUCUCAGCAAAAGAUUUCUCGCUUACUAAGAAGCAUCCAUUGAAAAAGCUUAUUUUUUGUCAUGUCUUCUUCCCUUCUCUUAUUUUGCACGACUUAGCAUUCACUUUAUUCCCUAAUACUUAAGUUACACGGUUAAUAGUCAUUUUAGGACUCUAUCUUUGUGAUAGUGUGUUAUGCCUCAAAGUAGAAAUGUAAAACGAUUAAAUAUGAAAUGAAUGUUUUCAUAAAAAACAUGAAAGAUGGUGUGAAACUAAAAACGAAUUUCGCAAGUGCCUGCACGUGUCGAGUAGCGAAC
This is a messenger RNA of Schizosaccharomyces cryophilus OY26, 1069 nucleotides long. Its product is annotated as ribosomal protein subunit L23. Gene Ontology annotation, molecular function: structural constituent of ribosome. Gene Ontology annotation, cellular component: mitochondrial large ribosomal subunit; ribosome. The coding region runs from base 332 to 817 and encodes 161 amino acids. Lineage: Eukaryota; Fungi; Ascomycota; Schizosaccharomycetes; Schizosaccharomycetales; Schizosaccharomycetaceae. Gene Ontology annotation, biological process: mitochondrial translation. The record is from RefSeq and is a predicted model, not a curated record. The transcript has a single exon.